Coccinella septempunctata (seven-spotted ladybird) is the source of this 3769-nucleotide messenger RNA. RefSeq names its product vesicle-fusing ATPase 1-like. Gene Ontology annotation, molecular function: ATP hydrolysis activity; ATP binding. Gene Ontology annotation, biological process: intra-Golgi vesicle-mediated transport; Golgi to plasma membrane protein transport; SNARE complex disassembly. The record is from RefSeq and is a predicted model, not a curated record. The transcript is spliced from 14 exons. Bases 194 to 2416 code for a protein of 740 amino acids. Gene Ontology annotation, cellular component: Golgi stack. NCBI's taxonomy places the organism in Eukaryota, Metazoa, Arthropoda, Insecta, Coleoptera, Coccinellidae.
GUCAACUUGACGCGGAUUUUCGUUAGAAAACAGCUGAUGCGUACAGUGGAUACUGCAUAACUGGCGGAUGACUAUUGAUUUUUGUCAAAGUCUGCCUUCACUUCUUUCUGCAUUGCGGGUCUAAAGGAAAAUAUUAACUUGAAGGAAUAGUGCGAAGUUAUAAAUAAUAGAAGAUUCAUAUAAUACACAUAAAAUGGCUUUUAAAGUUACAAAAUGUCCAACGGACGAGUUGAUGAUCACAAAUUGUGCAAUAGUGAAUGAAAGAGAUUUCAGUGCUUCAACUAAGCAUAUCAAAGUGGGUACUGGAGGAGGACAAGGCUUUGUCUUCUCUAUAAAAAGUCAUUCAGAAAUACCAAGAAACAAUGUGGGUUUCAACUUACCCCAAAGAAAAUGGGCUUGUUUAUCCAUCAAUCAGGAAAUUGAUGUUUCUCCUUAUAUUCCUCAAGAUUACAUAUCAGGAAUUACAUUUGAAGCCGAUUUCCAAAUGAAAAAGAGUAUCACGCAAGAACAAUAUGAUACCGAUGAAAUGGCAAAAGAAUUUUCCUAUUCUUUUCCUAAUCAGAUGUUUACUGUGGGACAGCAAUUGGCCUUCCAGUUCAAGGAUAAAAGAAUGUUAAUCUUAGUGGUAAAAGAAAUUGAAGCUGUAAAUAUAUCGUCAAUGCAAGGAAAUAGUGAAGCUAAACCCAGAAAGGUCAAAUUAGCACAACUUAUUCCUAAUAGUGUCGUUACUUUUGAAAAAGCCGAGGGUUCACCAUUGAACCUUGUAGGGAAUUCUAAGGGAAAAGUGGUUCGUCAGUCGAUCAUCAAUCCAGACUGGGAUUUUGGGAAAUUAGGAAUCGGUGGCUUGAGCAAUGAGUUCAACGCCAUCUUCAGGAGAGCUUUCGCGUCGCGAGUUUUUCCACCGGAAAUUGUUGAACAGCUUGGCUGCAAGCAUGUCAAGGGUAUACUGUUGUAUGGUCCGCCAGGUACUGGUAAGACACUGAUGGCUAGGCAGAUAGGAAAGAUGCUGAAUGCUCGUGAACCUAAGAUUGUCAACGGUCCACAAAUUCUCGAUAAAUAUGUUGGUGAAUCUGAAGCCAACGUGAGGAGGCUGUUUGCCGAAGCUGAAGAGGAAGAAAAGAGGGCUGGCCCCAACAGUGGACUUCACAUCAUAAUCUUUGAUGAAAUCGAUGCCAUAUGCAAACAAAGAGGUUCGGUUGCCGGUAACACUGGUGUUCAUGACACCGUAGUAAAUCAGUUACUUUCGAAAAUGGAUGGUGUUGAACAACUGAAUAACAUCUUGGUCAUUGGUAUGACAAACAGGAAAGACAUGAUUGAUGAUGCCCUCUUGAGACCUGGUAGAUUAGAGGUCCAGAUCGAAAUCAGCCUUCCGAAUGAAAAGGGUCGUCUGGAAAUUCUGAAUAUUCACACUGCUCGAAUGAAACACUACAAAAAGAUUCAUUCAGAUGUCGAUAAUAAGGAGCUAGCAGCCCUUACCAAAAAUUUCUCAGGCGCCGAAUUAGAGGGUUUGGUAAGAGCCGCCCAAUCAACGGCGAUGAACAGGCUGAUAAAGGCUGCUCAUAAAGUGGAGGUAGAUCCUGAUGCAAUAGAAAAACUUCUGGUGACAAGGGAAGAUUUCUUGCAUGCUCUGGAACAUGAUAUCAAGCCGGCAUUUGGUACCGCACAAGAAAUACUGGACCAGAUCUUGGCACGUGGUAUCAUAAACUGGGGCUCGCCCGUCAGCAAAAUUCUGGAAGAUGGUAUGCUGUUUAUUCAGCAAGCCAGAACAACAGAAACUUCAGGUUUGGUAUCUGUACUGAUCGAGGGGCCACCAAAUGCAGGAAAAACAGCCUUAGCUGCUCAGCUCGCUAAGAAUUCCGAUUUCCCAUUCAUCAAAGUUUGUUCACCAGAAGAAAUGGUCGGUUACACAGAGACAGCGAAAUGUUUGCAUAUACGAAAGGUAUUCGAUGACGCCUACCGAUCAACCCUAAGUUGCAUAUUGGUUGAUAACAUCGAGAGAUUAUUGGAUUAUGGUCCAAUCGGCCCUAGAUAUUCAAACCUGACGCUCCAAGCGCUGUUGGUCCUGCUCAAGAAACAGCCUCCUCCUGGAAAAAAGUUGUUGGUUUUAUGUACCACGAGCACAAGACAACUCUUGGAAGACAUGGAAAUGUUGUCGGCAUUCACUGGUAUUCUCCACAUUCCGAAUCUGUCGAAAGCUGAACAUCUAAGAAACGUGUUGGAAAACACCGAUUGCUUCGAUCAGAAGGAAAUAAAAGCUAUCGAACCACAUAUCCAUGGAAAACGGAUUUCUAUCGGUAUAAGAAAGCUGUUAGCUUUGUUAGACAUGGCGAAGCAAACUGACGAGAAGCAUAGGAUUAUUAAGUUUAUAUGCAAGUUGGAAGAAGAUGGAGCGCUGGAGGAUCCUGGUAUGGCAUAGAAGAAAAGGAGAUUGAGUAACGUGUACAAGAACGUUAAGUCUUGUUUGAGAUCUCAUAGUAUUCAUAUUUAAUUGGUAUUCUUGUCAUCGAAAAUUUAGGAUGAUUUUUAUAGGUUUGACACGUUAUUAGCAUCUGAAGAAGCUUUCACAGAUUGUAAUAUAAUAUAUAUUCAUAUGUCAAUGUGCUCUCCUUCCGUUGAAUAGUUGUUUAAUUUUUAAAAGAUAUCCCGGAACAGGUUUGGUGCGGAAUUGGAAGAAAAAUAUGGGGCUGAUUAAUUUUUAUUUGCUUCAUAAUGAAUUUAGGUAUACAAAAAAACAUUUAACAAAAUAUUACGUUGCAGUUUUUGUACUGUAGUAGUCUUCCAAAGACUGAGUAUAAAGCAAUUUUGAAUAAAUAUUAAAAUUACUAAAAAAGCAUUCAUGUAAGUCUACCACUAGUCAAUUCCAGUAACCAGGUACAUUAAGGUAAGGUGUGGUUGAGCCAGAUUGAGGUUAGGAUGAAAAGUCCCCUCACUGUGUAAUAUUUUGGCUAACCACAGACAAAUAUUAAAAAUUUAUUCUUAUCCAAAGUGUUUCAUCGGUAGUAAUGGUGGUUUAUUCUUCUAAAGUUCAUUAGAACUAUUUAAUCUGAUGUUAAGCAGGAUGUGACAUUAUUGUAUGUAUAUAUUUUGGAGUAUCGUGUUAAUAUUUAUUGACUUAUUGUAUAUGAUGUGAUAAAUUUCUGUACUUAGAUGAAGAUUUUUAACAUAACUUUAUCCAUCGAAAGAAUCCUUCCUAUUCAAUAUAUGUUAUAUAUUUUAUUUAGGAUUGUUACCAAAGUGUGCAACAUAAUUUGACUUCGUUGAUUGUUUAGUAUAAAUAAAUAUAUUUUGUUUCCUGUCCAGAAUAAAAUACAAUUUGUCUGUGGUAAACUCAUUCGCAGCAUGAGAAACUAUAUAUGUAAAGUACUGUAAUUGAAAUUUUUCACAUAUAAUCAUCAAAAAAAAGUAUAUAAAUUGCAUUUAAUGUAAAAAAGGGAGGUUCAAAUAAUUAAAUACUCGCCAAUUAUUGUUUUAAAUAAGUCUUUCACAUUCAGGCAGUAAAAUUUAAUAAAUUACUAUAAUAUCAAAUAAUAGAACGAUAAGAAAGGAGUAUUAUUUAUUUUUUUUAAUGUUCACAAACCACUUAUAAACAUUCUACAUGUAACAUUCCCGUAAAUAUAGCAAUCAUUAAGUCGAAACAAGUAUUAGUAUUAUUUAAUCGUACAUUCAUGGCUGUUCAAAUGAAUUGUAACUAAUCAAGUACGACUUUUAUUAGUAUUAUCGUUAUACAAUCCUCAUGCAUGGACACAAGAAAUUAUAUGUUAGAGUUGAA